AUGGAUCCAGCCUCGAGAUCUCCCGCCCUCCCAGAUCGUGCUGCCUCCGCUGAAGCGAGCUCGACCCGGCCGAAUCCCUUUGAUGACAGUAACAUAUCAUCUCGCAAGCGCCAACGAACCUCGCUCUCCGGGUCUCCUACCAAUUCUCACAGCACAGUGAAUCCUGGUCACGACUCUUCUCGCUCCGCCACUCUUGACACUGAACCUGUCUUGCCUCAACCUGGCUCGACAACUGUCUACUCUCAACCAGACACGGUCGCGCCGAAGACUUCAGAUACAGGGUCUCCUGUUUGCGACCCAUUAACAGAGCCGCCAUCGAGCAUGGCUACUCUUAACCUGAGAAAUGCGCCCGAGAACGACUCAACUUCCUCACCACCUCCUCCACCGAACAUGGCCCAGUCAGUUGCGGCUGAGACUACGGCUAAUGCCUUCAAGGACCAAGUCAAAGAGAGCGUCGAGGAUGCUGAAGUCGCUAUGGUGCCACCUCCCCAGAAUCUCGGUACUCCACGGUCCAGCUUCUCGCAUUCAGCAAGCCCUCCCAUCGAAGUUAUCACUGUGCAGUCGGACGAUGAUAUGGCUUCUGAUCAUCAGAGCAUUGGGGUUUCAAUAGUCGAUGAUGAUUCUGUCAUGAUCGAUCCCAUCAACGAAUUUCCUUUCAGAGAACCCACAGAGACACUGGAGGGAAUGGUGGUGCGUCUCUGCAAUUACAUUGAAACUCAAUCGUCGAUCGAUGCAGGAGUCAUCUACAAACUCCAACAAUGGCUUGGGCGGUAUAUUGAUUACAUCACUACUGCCAAUCAGCAAUUGGUAGUCGAUUCAUGUCGUCUUAACCUUGUUUUCUGGGUGACAUUCCCACGCAUUAUUACCACUAUGGCUGCUCACAAGCCUCCGUUUCUAGCAGAUGAUGUGCUACGGCAUCAUACCAAGGCCAUCUUUUUAGACUACGCCAGGUUGUCAGCAUGGUUCGUCAAUCAGGAUAUUCACACGACCAAAGAGUUCAUAGCAGAACAGGGAGGCCGGGGACAGCAGACUGUCGAACUUUUCUGCCCAUGCUACCUUCAGAACCUCCACUCAAUCAUCAACCCGCUAUUGUUAAGUGAUGAUCAGUAUCAGCAUUUUGGGGCCUUGUCCACGACCUUUCUGAAGGCAUACCAGGACAGCCCAGGCGGGAGCCUUAGUCGCCUUCUCCAACUGACAAGAGCAUUGCUCCAAAUUAUCCCUACAUAUCCUCGGUUGACUAAUGACCUGGCACCUAUAUGCUUAGUCGCCUCAGAUAUCAUGGAGGAUUCCUGUAACAUUGGUACUCCCGAAAUUGCUUCCAAAAGCAAACAGAAACUUCUGAUAGGUCACACGUUGCUCGAUCUGAUACACGAAAGAUUGGGCAUCAUGAUUGACAAGAGUCCGACGCAUCUCGCCGCAGACAGUGUUCUUGUGAUCGUUCAAGCUUUGUCAAAUAUGAUCAACAUAGCUCUCAAGGGUGAUCACGCAGAUGCAACUCUCAUGUUGGAACGGCACCGCACGGAGUUUCCAGCAGUGCCUCUCAGAUACACUGCUGAAGCGAUUUCCUAUGAAUACCGCUUUCAGUUCUUGAUCAAACUAAUCAAGUCAAGUCAAAUGCAACUUCGAUUUCAAGGCAUGACACAAAUGUGCAAAGAGCUUAUUGGCUUCUGGAAAAAGCAUUGCGACAGCAAAGCCGAAGACGGGGGCCAUUAUGUCGAACACAUUGCGGAAUACCUGAUCCGGACCGAAUUCAUCGACUAUCUACUAGGCGCCAACUGCCAUCCUGAAAUUAUUGUUGAGGGUGCUAAUAUCAUUGGCUUCAUUAUUGUGACGAGAAGGUAUCGAAGGACGCAUAUCGAUAGGUUUUGGGAGGGCAUUACUUCCAGGCAAGACCCCCGUACCGCUGACGCUCUGGCCCGCAUGGUCAUUCAAUUCGCGCACCUUUUUGACGACGACGGGGUUUUGCUUCUCUGUGAGAAGUUCCAAACUCUUCCCAUAGACGCAUUCACGCCCGCCAUCCGAAUGCUCUGGGAGGCUGUCAUGAAGAAUAUCGCAGAAAAAUGUUCGAAUGGGCGCCUUCUGUUGAUCCAACCGUACAAUUUAUGUCUGCGUCUAUUGAGGGAUUCGUCUGUUUGCGCAUCCGGAUCGCAAGUCAUGUAUCCUGACAUCCAACAAGCAGCAAUGCAGAAAUUCGUAGAGCUCCUGAGGUACGGCCCAGAUGAUGAAGGGAAGCAACAGAUCUACCUUGGUUGUCUUCAAGACCUUGCAAAUAAGUCUGCACCAACCCUGGGGAGCCUUUGGUGUUUGUUCAUCACAUUACAAUCAAGGGACAUGAGCCAAGAGAUGCGCUGGCUAGUAGAACACCAUGACUUGACAAGACUCGUAAUUGAAGAGUUGGAACAUGCUAUUGGCGCUGGCAGGGCGGCAGGGAUUCCGGCGGUUCUCUCGUGCUCUAUCAACCAACCUCGGAGAGAGUUCAUUGCCAACCUCAUCCAGCUUGAGCCACCGUCAAUCACCGAGGACCUUGGUGUCAAACUAUGGGACAUGUUGGUAGGGCCAAUGUCCCUUUCACCAGGUGAUAGGCGGGUGGGCUGGGAAAUCUUGAACAGUGUCCGUCGCAAGCACAAAAAUGGUAAUUCUUUCCUUCGAGCUUGUCUGACCUACCAUCUUCCAGCCCUUUCGUCCGAAUACUUCUGUGAGGGCGUGCUUGAGUUUCUAAGAAUUGAGAUUCUCCCACGCCUCAACGACGAUCUUAGCCUUGCUCUCGAUGACCCCGAAGCAGUUGCUACGAGUGGCAUUGAACAAUUGUGGCGCCUCGUUCUCGAGGCCGAAGAUGAGACUCUAGUAGACAGGGCCAUACGAACUCUCGCAGUUGAUGUCUAUAUCGACAGUCGACUUUUCAACUCUAUCCCAACUCUGAGAGCACAAUCUGUCCAUCUGAAGCUAGCCAGUCGAUGCUUAGAGCAGCUGAAAAGUGCUGCCCAGAAGUUGAGAAAUGCAAGCCAAGGCACGAACAGCGAUGACCAAGUCGUGGUUACCACAAUUACUCUACGGCAGCUACAGCAGCAAGAAAGGAUUUUCACCCGUUCGUUGAAGUUUCUCCGCUAUAUUCUUGAAGCCCACCAGUCGAAGCCAUCCUUGGCCGCACCUGAUCUACGAACACUGAUCCCACGAGCCUCUCACGAGGUCCAAGGAGAUCCUGCGGGCCUGAAGUACCAGUCCUUCGAUGGGGACCAGCAGACUGACAUCAAGCCGCUUGUCAUUGGGAGGGCGAACACAGCAGCCUCGCUCCUCGCUAGUUUGCGGCAAGAGACUGGGUUCGAGAACUAUCGGAUAUACUACCGAGGCCGACCAUUCCUGCCGAGUGAGCAGGAUAUAUGUAGGUCCCUAGAAGAUCUAUGCGUGCAUGAUGGCCUUAUACUGGUCAGACGUGAGGAGGGUGGCCCCGCCCUCUCCAACAGGGUCAGGCCAGGCGCUUCACCACUAGAGAUUGAGAUUUCCGCACACUUUGACGAGAUGUGGGAGUAUUUGAGCAUGGAUGAAGCACUGGCACAAGAGGCAAGGCAGCCGUUCAAAUCUCUUUACGCUGUCCAUGCGUUGGUCGAAUAUGCUGAGACCCUCCUCCCUAGCCAACUGAUGGGUCAUCUCAAUGGUGUGACCACUGGCCCAGGGUCCGAUCAUGUGAUCCUUCCCGAGGCUCUCAGGACACCAAUAUCCUUCAUCGUACAGGCAAUCUCGGACGAGGACAUAUUCAAUGGUGCUUCGGUAUUCCUGCGGCUGAAGCUGGCGUCGACUUUACUGCAUACCCUUAGGCAGUUUCUUGACAGAAUCGGCAACCUCAAAUGUUCAGUACCGCCGCAGGGACUCCCCCUUCCUGACCCAAACAGGUUGGUGAAAAUGCUGUCUUAUGCCAUAGACUGUCCUGGUGACGUCUCUUCUCCGGUCAUAGCAGGAGCGCUUGUGAUCUGUCUUCGGCUGAGCAUGCUUGAUGACAAGUUUUGGGCUGAACUCAGCACAAACCCCGACUUUAACCAUACCCUGCAUCGUCUUCUACUGAUUGAUUCCCGCCAGAACAUGAGAUCAAUUUCCGCGAAACUAAUUGAAGAGCUUUUUGCCAUUGUAUCCCAUGAAUCCUCAAUAGUGGGGUAUUUCUGGAAGGUCACCAGCGCCAUGGUCAGACAAACGACUGAAUUUCCCAGCCAGAGCGAAGAACUCUUCAGGUUGGUUUAUUUUCUCGUUGCGAAUAUCAGCGGUCGGUCGCCUGGGUGCUUGAACAUUGAGAAGUUUGCCUCUCAAAUUAGCCAACUUCUUCUUGAGCAUACUACAACCGAGUCCAAGACACUUCCUAGUAACCUCGCAAUGUCACUUGUUUGGAAGCACCUAUACCCUCCUAAAGACCUGCGAAGUGGGCAGCCUGUGCCCAAAGUGAUCCUCAACGAAGAGACUCGAGCGAACCUUUCAGAUGUGUUAUUCACUCUUGUGAAGCACGACCAGAAGAAGAUGGUGGCGGUUGUGAAAGCUCUCGAGGAACAAGUUCCAUUCUUCGACGAUGAAGAGGACGACCACUACAUCUACGAUCUCAAUUACCAUUUCGACCGAAACAGAGCUCUUCGAGCCCCUUGUGGGUAUGCUGGUCUGCUGAAUUUAUCCAACACUUGUUAUCUCAACUCCUUGAUGACACAACUCUUCAUGAACACUACCUUCAGGCGUUUCAUCCUCGGUUGCCGCAUCGACGAUCCUGCAAACAGCCAGCAACUCCUAUCAUACACCCAGAAACUUUUCGGUCAUAUGCAGGAGAGCUACCGUCGCUUCGUCGAUCCGUCAAAUUUCGUCCAUUCCAUCAAAACAUACGACGACGCAUUGAUCGACAUUCACAAUCAGAUGGACGUCGACGAGUUUUACAACCUACUACUUGAUCGCUGGGAGACUCAGCUUUCAGGCCACGAUGAAAAGCGGGUCAUGAAAUCGUUCUAUGGUGGUCAGCUUGUGCAGCAAGUUAAGUCAAAAGAGUGCGAACAUAUCUCGGAGCGACUCGAGCCAUUUUCUGCGAUUCAGUGUGAUAUCAAGGGAAAGGGCACAUUAGCAGAAAGCCUCCAGGCAUAUGUGGAUGGCGAGGUCAUGGAAGGAGACAACAAGUACAAAUGCUCAACAUGCGACCGACAUGUUGACGCGGUGAAAAGGGCCUGUCUCAAAGAUGUUCCCGACAAUGUCAUAUUCCAUUUGAAAAGGUUUGAUUUCAACCUGCGUACCUUGCAGAGAAACAAGAUCAAUGAUUAUUUCUCCUUUCCGGAUAAAAUUGAUAUGCGACCAUAUACCAUUGGGCAUCUCAGCAACCCAACGACCGAUAUCGAGGAGGACAUCUUCGAACUAGUGGGUGUGCUUGUUCACGCAGGCACCGCUGAAUCUGGACACUACUACUCAUACAUUCGCGAGCGUCCCACCUCAAGGAAUCGGCCCUUGUGGGUGGAAUUCAACGAUGACUUAGUAACGCCAUGGGACCCUGCGCAGAUGGAAUACUCCACGUUUGGAGGUCCAGAUAACCGUCCCAUAUAUGAUACUAACGGCAUUCUGUACGACAAGAAUUUUAGCGCUUAUAUGCUGUUUUACCAGCGUUCUUCAUCCUUGCGCGCGGAACAGGAAAAGGUGCCGGCCCUUGUCAUUCCGGCACCCCUUCGUGUUGACGUGCCAGACCACCUUGCGGAUCAUCUCUCAGACGAGAAUACAAAUAUCCUCCGCCGCCAUUGCAUUUACGACCCGAGCAAUGUCAAGCUUGUUCAAGCCCUCUUCCGUCAGUCACAUCAACACUGCAGAUCCAUUGGCAGCUGCGAAAAAAGUUCGAGUAUCAACAGCUUCAUGGCUAUGCGUAGUCAAGAGCAUGGACUUCAGGAUCUUACCAUGCGAACGCUCAUUGGUAAUUUAGAUCAGGUUGUCACAAGGACUAAGGACACUCCGGAUUUUCUCUCAUACGAAAAGGCUAUCCAAGAUGCAGUCACAUCAUGCGAGCGGUGUGCUUUUUCGUUCUAUGAGUACUUCAAUCAGCAUCCGAGCGCUUUUCGCAUGCUUUUGCAGCGUAAUACAGAUCAACUAGUACGGAGCAAGAUCAAGAACCUUUUCAAGGUUGCAGUCACGAAGAUCUCGACGGCUUUGCCUAAUGUUUACGAUCCAGAGAUUCGAUACAAGUUGGCUCAUGAUGCUGACGGAGAUGAGACACUCUCUGAACCUGAUGCUUCCCAUCGCUCCGUUAUUGACGGCGUAAUGAUGAUAUUCCAACACCUUUGGAAAUUCUUUCAUAUUCACAUUAGAGCCUGGGACGAAUACUUCGGAGCUGUUCUAGACUUUGCUGAUAUGGGUCAUCGGGAAACCGGAUAUAUCUUGGCCGCGAACUUCCUAGCCAGCGCUAUCAGAAUCAUUUCUGCUGACCCGCUCCAGGAACUCAGCGGGAACUGGGCCAGAAUGCUCUCAAGUGUCAUUAGGCGGAACAAUACUACAAAGCCUACCUCGUAUGUAUCGAUUAUCAGACUAGUCAACCACUUGAUGAGUCAGAUGAGGCCGCAAAUAGGAACCGAAUAUGUCGAAGACGCGACAGAGCGUGUGUCAAACCCAGCUGAGGCCUUCAGCUGGACAGCCGAAGAGGUGGAUCUUGUUUACAGCAGUCCCAACGGUUCCUAUACCAGCUUGUUUGUUGAAAAACUCCUGGCCCUCGAUCAAGAACACGCAGGCAGCAACAAUAUCAUCAGAAUCUUGACAAGGCUGGACAGCAGUAUGGAUGAAAAAGUACUUGGGACCUUGAAGCUAUGUAUUCGUGGUGAGACUUCAACGCAGGCCAUGGAUCCGUUUCUGCGGGCUUCCAUCACGUACCUCGAAAGCACGGAACAGCUCAGCAACGCCAAAGACAUGAUUGAGCACGUAUCUAUGCAAGCGAAAAGCCUUCAAAACACUGAGGGGGUGUAUUUUGUUCAGCUCUUCAGAACAGCAUUGGAUCUCCGCCAACAAGACAGGGAAUUUUGCAAGGCGAUCCGCACGUUCAGCCGUGACCUCAUCCCAAGAUGGGUACCUUUUCUCCUCGCAAGCCCUGAAGAACAAGUGCGCCGGAGCACACAUGACUUUUUAGUUUGCGAGUUGGGUAAGAUUGAUGCUGAUGCAACCAGUGACCACGAUGUCACCGUGGAUGAUCAAGUCUCAAUCAGACAGAUGAUGAAGCAGACCGGUGUUAUCUGUCUCCAGUAUCUCAAGGACCACCAUGUGCGCAGACGGGCUCAAAUGAGUCGGGAGAUUGCAGACAAGUUCUUGAAGGUAAUUGAGGGGUGUGCAGCUACGGUGGCAACAACAGAGGAUACACAAACCGAGCUAGAUGUGGAACUCCUCACAUUGCAGGAAGAUGUUUUGAAUCCCUUCCGCCGGCUCAUUGUUGACGAACUGGAGGAAGAUGGGUCCGGUAUGUUACAGUCGCUCAGCGACUCCAGCACAAUCAUAACAGACUUGAGGUGA
This is a messenger RNA of Fusarium tjaetaba, 7488 nucleotides long. RefSeq lists its product as uncharacterized. Gene Ontology annotation, cellular component: nucleus; cytosol. NCBI's taxonomy places the organism in Eukaryota, Fungi, Ascomycota, Sordariomycetes, Hypocreales, Nectriaceae. Gene Ontology annotation, biological process: protein deubiquitination. Bases 1 to 7488 code for a protein of 2495 amino acids. The record is from RefSeq and is a predicted model, not a curated record. Gene Ontology annotation, molecular function: cysteine-type endopeptidase activity; cysteine-type deubiquitinase activity. The transcript has 12 exons.